Messenger RNA from Sarcophilus harrisii (Tasmanian devil), 1259 nucleotides. It is a transcript of the gene TSPAN10, whose product is annotated as tetraspanin 10. Gene Ontology annotation, cellular component: membrane. NCBI's taxonomy places the organism in Eukaryota, Metazoa, Chordata, Mammalia, Dasyuromorphia, Dasyuridae. Bases 1 to 996 code for a protein of 331 amino acids. The record is from RefSeq and is a predicted model, not a curated record. The transcript is spliced from 3 exons.
AUGGUGGAAGAUGAAAGAACACAGUUGCUCCCCAAAGUAAGAGAGUUAGAAAGGGAAGCUGGGUGCAAUGAGCCACCAUCUUUGUCUUUCAACCACGCUGUGAGAAUACGGGAACCAAUCCCAAAGAAGCCUAAUGGAGGUUGCUCUGAUUGGGGUUGCCUCCCUCCCCGAGCUAAGUGGCCCUCUGCCCUGGCUUUCCAGGGAGGUCUCCCUCUUCCUCUUAAUUUUUGGAGCAGCUGCAUCAAGUAUUUGAUCUUCCUCCUGAAUUUCCUUUUCUCUCUUCUUGGUCUGCUGACUUUGGUGGUGGGACUGUGGGGCUUUGCAGACAAGGAGUCACUGGGGAGUGAGCAGCUGCCCCACCUGGGUACUGACCCAAUGCUGCUGUUUGUGGUGGUGGGACUGGUAGUCAGCACUGUGUCCCUAGCAGGCUGUGUAGGGGCCCUCUGUGAGAACAUCUGCCUUCUUUGGUUCUUUGCUGGGGGGAUCUUCACUUUCUUGAUUCUAGAGAUAUUGGCAGGAAUCUUGAUAUAUGCAUUAUGGGACCAACUCCAGGAUGUACUGGACAGUACCAUGCUCAUGGCCAUUACUCGGUACCAAGAUGACUCAGAUCUGCGUUUUCUUUUGGAUGAAAUCCAGUUCGGUCUAAGGUGCUGUGGGGUAGUCUCCUACCAUGACUGGAAACUGAAUUUAUACUUUAACUGCAGUUCCCCAGGAGUCCAGGCCUGUGGUCUCCCUGCUUCUUGCUGCAUCAACCCCUGGGAAAAUGGAACCAUCAUCAACUCUCAGUGUGGCUUUGGUGUUCUGCGCCUGGAUGAGGCUACAGCUCAAAGCAUUGUUCAUUUUGAGGGAUGCAGCCCCAAACUCAGGCAGUGGCUGAACCAGAACAGCUGGGUCAUCAGGGACUAUGCAUUUGUCACCACAGUAAUAGAAGGGUUGGAGUUCUUAUUGGUUACCAAGUUAGUGGGGGAUAUUAAACUCAGGAAAGCCAAUGACUGAGAAUGGUGAGAGAGUUAUUGAUUUCUCCCUAACUAAUCUCAAAGUUGUCCUUGUUACCUUUUGUCUGCUUUGGAGUGAAUCCUCCAAUUCUCCAGAGUACAAUGGAGUCAUAAUGGAGGAGUAACAGGAUAACUGCUGUCUACUUCUGCAGGACCACUAUAAUCUCUCUACCACCCCAAGACUUAAAAAUAGAAGUCAUUAAAGUCAAUUUGUAUGAUUUUUUUAAAAAUUGUUUUCAUUAUGAGGAUACAUUAAUAUUUCAA